UGCGAAGUGACCGUGAGACCGCACGGACGUGGACAUCAGUUCUAAAUUUAAACAUAUCGAUAUUUUUGGAAAUGGCGCCUCAGUAUUUCUCUGGAUUAUUGAUCCUCUGUACAUGUUUUCUACUAGAAGUGUCAAGUCGUCCGUCGAGUAAUGAGUUGACGACGCCAACAAAUAUAGAAGAGGAUACAGAAGGAAACGAGGCAAAGCUAUUAAAUGAAAAAGAAAAAUAUUUAACACUUCUUGACAAUACAAAAGAAAUUUUAGACAAAAUAAACAUUGUGAAUGCAGCAUUAAAAAAACCAAAUCGAAGACAACAAAUAAAAUACAAUACUGAGUCACCAAAUCCUGGUGGAUAUGUUCUUAACAGAGAUAUUUUAGAAAAAUUACAACAAAUCAUUGCGUCUGGUAAACUACAACCGCUUUUAGAAACGAAUAAUUAUCAAGAAAGUAAUUCGUUAAAUGAUUUCCAUAGAAAUAUCCAACGAUAUUCAAAAAGCUUGCCAUACAACCCCCAAAUUAUGGCAGGAAAUCAAAUUACUCCUUCUGUUAUACCACUACCAUACGUUCAAAAUAUCCCUGUACUUGUUAUGCCUACUUUAAAUGCUUAUAAUCCAGGAUCAGGACAUGAUUACAAUAAUGUUGAUGGAAUAUCGCACUAUCAAAACAGACAAGGGCUGCCAUCAUUACCCUUCCAAUGGCCUUUGGCACCGUACUUUCCUAUAUUAAUCAAAGAUCCUUUCCUAACAUUCCUUCAAGGAGGUGGUUGGAGCAAUAUCUUUGAGGCAGGACAAAACGCUGAUGUAUGCAGUAGAAAACAGAAAUCUUCUGAACAAAUAAAUGAAUUGACAUUUCAAGAUGCAUCUGAUAACGAAACAGAAAGCGAUGACAACAUAACAAAAAAGUUGACCAUCAGCUCUAGGGAAGGAAGAGCCCUUAAAAAAAGAAACGUAUCUAAAUCUACAUCUACAGAUGAUUCAAAAACUCAACAAAAGUCGGAAAAAUUCCUAUUAAAGCCGAAUACAACCCAAAAACCUGCAAGGCCACAACCUGUUUCUUCAAUUGAACCAACAAAGGAUGUUAAAAAUACUAACGAAGAUGACGGUGAUUUGCGAUUUGGAGCGUUUACAUUUUUCGGCGAAAAGAAGCCCGUGGCUCCCAGUCCAGGUUUUUUCAUCAAUAGACUUAAAGUUCGAAAAGGCGGUGUAGCAAUCGCUGGGCCAGGAGGAGUUGCAACUGCUGGAAGGGGUGGAACAGCUAUAGUAGGACCGGGUGGACUCGCCUACACACAGCCUGGCGGACUUGCAGUUGCUGGACCAGCCGCUCGCGUAGUAGCAUUAUCGCCAGACAGCAAUCUCUCGUCAAUAAUCUCCCAGCUACAUCACUUGUCAGCAAAAGAUGGUUCUGUACCAAGAUUUUUAAAAGAAAUACCUGAAGGGAAAGUCGUUGCGACUGGCCCUGUUAUUUAUUAUAAUUCAAAAUUAUUCCGAGGAGAACAGCGAAGAGGAUUCCAAGGAGAUAACGGAGAGUAUAAGAGGGAAGAAUAUAAUUGGAGGCCAGACAUUUACCACUACAACCGUGGCAGAUUUGUGAAAGAAAGACAUUUAACAAUUCAUCCUAAGUUUAUGCUCUUUGUGAAACCAAGGGCUUUCGCACUUACUAGCUCUGGUGUAGCUAUAGCUAAUCCAGUAUCAAAUGUAGUGAUCUCUCAAAAUGAGACAGCAUCGAUAGAACAUGCUCCAAUGGCAACAGCUGUGGCUGGUCCUGGGGGCAUAGCUCAUGCUCAAUCAGUACAAUACUUACCCUUCUACGGCGGGGGCAAGGGUAUGUACCUAGAAAUAAAAAAAGAUACAUCAGGCAGAGUCAUAAGCGAGUUAGUUGUAUCAGAAGACAAAAUCAGCAUGGACAGUGUGAUCAAAAAUAGCGACGAAAAUCUUCUUGCGAAGGUGCUUGCAGCAAAUUUGCAAAGCUUAAAAGUACUAUCGAGCAGUACACUUAAACUUCACAAUUUGGGGAGGAGGACUGGUUCUUUAGACAAUGCUGAUAAAGAACGAUUUAAAAGCCAAUUAGAGAAACUUGGAGAAACAGCGUCGAAUACAAUUAAACUUAUUGAAGAAGUUUCUGACAAUAUUGAUGGUCUCUUCAAAAGUAAUCCCAAAGUAAGACAAUAUCAAGAGGACGAGACAGAUGAGAUAAACGAGGAAGGCAUCGGUAUAGAUGCCCCAAAUGGAGAUGAUUCCUUUUCUGAUGCUCUUUUAGGAGGUGCUACCGUUGCUGAGGCCAAACCAGUUGGUUUAGCUGUUAUUGGAGAGAAUGGUUUAGCAGCUUCAAGACCGAUAGGCACAGCUGUAGCAGUAUCGGGUAUAGCUAUUGCUAGACCAGUAGCUACUGCGGUCGCUGGUGUCAACCCUGCGGCCUUAGGGCUGAAUUUAUCAAUCAACCAUUCAAAAAACUGAUAUGAUUACUCCUGAAAUACUUACAAUCAUGAUAAAUCUAAAAAAGACAUAUAAAAUCUAAAAGAUAUCUUUAGAUUAAAUAAGUGCCAUAACAGUUUUAAAACAAAAGUUAAAUUGAUUUAGCAAAAUUAAAAAUUGAAUUAUAAUCGCAAUGAGUGAUGGUUAAUGACUCACAUCAUGAUUUUUUACCCAUUUCCAUUCUAGGGUAAUUUCAUUUGCUCCUCGUAUCCAUUACGCAACUUAAUGAAAAUUUUGUCACAUUUAUUCCCCUUUAUUAUAACUUAAAUACUUAAGAACUAUGAAAAUAAGUAAACGUGAUAAUAAUGUCUAAAUGAGACUAAAAAUCAUUGUAAUAAUGAUCUACUUAUAAAUACAAUCAAUAUUUAUUAUUUUUAUUCUUAUACUAAUGAUUAAAUUAUUUCCAAUAUG
Amyelois transitella is the source of this 2882-nucleotide messenger RNA. RefSeq lists its product as uncharacterized. NCBI's taxonomy places the organism in Eukaryota, Metazoa, Arthropoda, Insecta, Lepidoptera, Pyralidae. The coding region runs from base 72 to 2453 and encodes 793 amino acids. The record is from RefSeq and is a predicted model, not a curated record. The transcript is spliced from 7 exons.